Molecule: messenger RNA, 2556 nt
Organism: Camellia sinensis
Lineage: Eukaryota; Viridiplantae; Streptophyta; Magnoliopsida; Ericales; Theaceae
Source: RefSeq, a predicted model, not a curated record
UUUGUCAACAAACAAUCUCACAGGUUCAAUCCCUCCCGAGUUAGGAAAACUAAACUCCCUAACUCAUUUCAAUUUGCGUGAGAACAAACUGAUAGGCUGCAUUCCUUCAGAAAUGGACAAUCUUACACAUUUGCAAAUCUUUGAUAUAAGCCUUAACAUGCUCACAGGUCAUAUACUACCAAGUAUCUGCCUUGGAGGAUCACUUAUCAAACUACUUGCAUCAAACAACCACUUAAUAGGUGAUAUCCCAAAAUUCUUGGGAAAUUGCAGUCAGUUACGUCGAGUUAGGCUUGAUCAAAACCAACUCACUGGAAAUAUAUCUGAAAUUUUCGGGGUACUCCCAAACUUGGUAUAUAUCGAUCUAAGUUAUAAUAACUUUUAUGGUGAACUUUCUAAAAAAUUGGGGCAGUGCCAUAAUUUGACUAGUAUAAAGUUCUCCAACAAUAAAAUCUCUGGAAAUAUACCACUUGAGUUUGGAGGUGCAAGUCAGUUGCAACUACUUGACCUCUCUUCAAAUCAUCUAGAUGGAGAGAUCCCAAAGAGUUUGGGAAAGUUGGCCUUAUUGUUCAGUAUUUCUCUGUGUGAUAACAAACUUUCAGGCAACAUUCCAGUAGAAUUUGGUAGGCUAUCUAAUUUGGAAGAUCUAAACUUGGCGGCAAACAAUCUAAGUGGAUCAGUUCCAGUCCAAAUAGGGGAGCUUGUGAAACUAUGGAACUUGAAUUUGAGCAAAAAUCUACUCAGGGAUGAUAUUCCAUAUGAAAUAGGGAAAUUACAGUUUCUUCAGAGUCUUGACCUUGGAAACAAUUUGUUGAAAGGUCAGAUUCCACAACAGAUUGGGGAAUUGCAAAGCUUAGAGACAUUAAAUCUAUCCCACAAUAAGCUGUCUGGUUUCAUUCCAUCCUCUUUUAAUGGGAGAUCAAGUUUGACAUUUGUUGAUAUAUCUUAUAAUCACUUGGAGGGUCCUUUGCCCAACACCAAAGCCUUUCAAGAUGCUCCAUUUGAGGCAUAUGUAGGUAAUGAUGGUUUGUGUGGAAAUAAGACUGGUUUGAUGCCAUGCUCACAAAAAAUAAGCAAUGGUGCUAAAGAGAAAAAACAUAACAAAGUUUUGCUUGUGGUCUUAGUUCCCAUUUUAGGCAUUUUAUUACUUGUGGUUGUUGGGAGUUUUCUAGUUCUUCGAAAAAGAGUGGGAAACAAAGAAAAUGAGCCUAAAAGAGAAAAUAUUGAAAAUUUGUUUGCAAUAUGGAGCUAUGAUGGAAAAAUGGUGUACGAAAACAUCAUUAAAGCAACAGAAGACUUUAAUGCCAGACAUUGCAUCGGUGUGGGAGGAUAUGGCACUGUUUAUAAAGCCAAGUUGCCAAGUGGGCAGGUUGUUGCUGUAAAGAAACUUCACUCUUCACAAGAUAGUGAGUCGGAAAACCUAAGGAGUUUUACAAGUGAGAUUCGUGCAUUGGCAGAGAUACGGCAUUGUAAUAUCAUAAAGCUUUAUGGUUUUUGUUCGCAUCGACGACACUCAUUUCUAGUUUAUGAGUUCAUGGAAAGAGGGAGCUUGGGAAAUAUAUUGAGCAAUGAGAAAGAAGCAUUGAAUUUUGAGUGGAGGAAGAGGUUGAAUGUUGUUAAAGGUUUGGCAGAUGCUUUGUCAUACAUGCACCAUGAUUGUUCGCCUCCGGUCAUCCAUCGCGAUAUAUCAAGCAAGAAUGUUCUACUAGAUUCCAGAUACGUGGCUCACAUCUCUGAUUUUGGCACUGCUAGCCUUAUAAAGCCUCAAUCAUCCAAUUGGACUUCAUUUGCAGGAACCUUUGGAUACGCAGCUCCAGAACUUGCUUACACAAUGAAAGUGAAUGAGAAGUUGGAUGUUUAUAGCUUUGGAGUUUUAAUACUGGAAGUUUUAAUGGGGAAGCAUCCGGGCGAUCUCAUCUCAUCUCUUUCCUCAUCACCACCCACUGUUUAUGGUGUAUUGUUGAAAGACAUAUUGGAUAUGCGCCUCCCAUCUCCUGGGAAUCAUUUGGAAGAAGAAGUGGUCCUUGUUGCGAAGCUAGCAUUGGCAUGUUUACACACCAGUCCACAGUGCCGACCAACAAUGCGACAAAUUUAUGUGGCUCUAUCAAAACAGAGACCGCCUCUGCAGAAUUCAUUUCACUUGAUUUCAUUAGGACAACUCUUUGAUUUCAAAUGUUCAACCUCCUGAGCAUUCUCAUUCUCCUCUUCCCUUUAUUGUUUUGCAUUUUUGUUUUUCCAUUUUUACUUUGAAAUUUUGAUUUUCGUUCUCUUUGUUAUCUAUUUCUUUGCCAUUUUCUGUGUUCAAAGUUGGAAACACAUUGAAAUACUGUUGGUAAAUAAAAACUUGUUCCAAAGGACAGGUGUGAAUAAGAUGAAGAGAAGGCUUGGUCGCAUAGCCUUUUAUCCUUAUGAUAUGUUUGGCUGCAAUGUCGUAAUUUGUAGCCUCAUUAUAUUCUUGGCUUCAUAAACCUAGCCUGGACCAUGUAGUGACCCCUCAUUGUUUUCCUUUCCUGUAAAUGUUUUGUAUGCUUAAGUGAAUCAAAGUGAUCAAUUGAUUCA